UCCCUUGGUGCCCCGCCAUGGAAUUCUCCUCAGGGUUGGGGGCGCGGGCCGAGGAGUGAGGUCCGCGGGGGGACUCGAGUGACCUCCCGGGACGGCAGGGCCGCCUCAGCGGGAGUGGGCAGGCGUUCACGGAAUGAAUCGAGGUUCCCUCCUGGACCGCCACUCCGGGCUUUCCCCAGAGGGACGGAGUUCUGGAAAGUUCUGGGGUGGGCGGAGUGCCGGAGCGGCUGGGCUCGGACCCGGCGGCCAGGACCGGCCGCGGCGAGCCCCGGGAGGUCUGGGCAGCCGGCCGCGCCCGCAGUCGGCGGGGCAGAGGCAGGGACGGUGGCCGCCGCGGCUUGAAGGGCCGUAGUGCUUGCGGGGUCAGGCCAACGAGACCUGCGAGUCACCGGGUGCGGGGGCCCAAGCCGACGCCCUGAAAACCCAGGCUCUGUGUUCUGAGCCCUGUGCCCACCGGGGACCUUGUGCGGUGGCCACGCUCCCGUUCUUUGGGGAGCAGAAGUAGUGGGAAGCAGCUCGGUCCGCGUACCGUGAACUGCGAUCUGACCCCGCCGGGGGGGGGGGGGCGUGCCACAGUGACCCACAUCCUACCGGCGUGGCGGACACUGCCUCGGUAGCAGCCUUGACCUCCGUCAGACGGGUGCUGGAAAGGGGACGGGACUCUUGAGAGGGCAAAGGGGGGAAUGGGAACGUUUUCCAGGGGCUGAGUCGUGAAAAUUCUAUUUCAAGUUUCUGAAGCUGUAGGUUCAGUAGCACCUUUUCCUAUUCCCCCUUCUUAGGGAAAAGUGGUGGGAAGUUAGUUGUGGAUUCAAGGCAGCUUUGGAGAUUUUGACAUGAACGAACAACAAAUCUUCGAGUGUUAGUUCGGAUAUAAAUGUGGAUCCUGCAAGCUAAAAAGCUUUAUCCCCGUCAUCCAUCUUAAAAACCAUAUUUUACAGGACGGCUACAGUCUAAUAACUGGUGUUCGGAUACCUCCAGGAGCACGCAUGCUGUUUUGUACUGUUCACAUAGCAGCAAAGGUCUCCGUGCCCUCCUCGUGUACAGUUGCAACAGCAUUUUCCUCAAAGUGAUUGAUGCCUAUUUGGGGAGGGUCUGAAAUUGAGCAGGUGUGAAUGACAAUAAUCUCCAGCUGAGUUAAUGUCCCCUCGUGUGGAUUACUGUCUGUGUGUAUGAGGAUGUUAGCAUCAAAGUUCCCGCGUUCAGAAAUUAACAUUUUUAGUCUGGAAACUGGAUUUCUGCUUUUAGGAUACUUGCUCUUGGAAUGGGCUACCUGCAUGCUGUAGGCAUCAGCGUUUCUGCAAAGCCUUCCCUGCCCCCGCCCUGCCUGCUUUUUAAAACAUGCACCUGUUACUCCUCUGGGAUUGUUUGCUUACCUGUUUUUUUCUCCCACUAGAGUGAAGUCUGGGGAGGGGGAGUUCGAUCUGGCCUUUUUACCUUUGUAGCUCUCACACCUAGAAUAGUGCUAACAGGUAGUAAGAGAUAACAUUUUUGGUAGUAUUUUGUGUCAUUGAGUAAAUACAAGCGUUUGAAACCACAAACACAUUUUGGGAAGGGAGAGGUUUUGUUUUUGUAAUUGAGAGGGAUUGAGCUGGAGAUCUGAGGUCCACGCCCACUGCAGGCUCUCCUGUUCCACAGAAGUUUAGUUAGGGACCAAGUGGCAAUGAAAAGCACUUUUUGUUCAGUUUGGUUUUAGUUAAAUAAAAAGACUUUUUUUAUUUUGGUCAAAGUGACAGGAAGCUAAAAGGAAUAUAGAAUGUAGCAAAUAUGAAAAUAUGGACUAUAUCAGGCCUCUAUGGUGGCUGUAUAAAUGGGAUAAGGAAGGCAUGAGGUAGACUAGAAAACACAUGCAAAGGUGAAGUGAGAAAAUCCACCCGAGUCAGAGGCAUCCCAGGUUUCAGUGUAACUACCCUGCUCUCACCAUUCUUGGAAAUGCUAGUUUUUUGUUUGCUCUUCACCCUAGGAACCUUCAGAAACUACCUUUAACUAGGAUAACACAGGUGUCCACAUUUUUAAUUGUUCUUACAGAACGCAGAUACAGGUGGCUGGAUCUGGCUUGUGGGCUCAGAGGGAAUAAUUACUCUGCUAAUUCAUCUUGGGAGUAAAUGCAGGUUUUCCUAUGGUGGAUUUUCUCAGAAGGACAAAAGAGUGGAAAUGGAGAGGAGAAAGGAAACUCAGUGGAGAGACAGAGAUUUUUUAGAAAUUUAUUUGAAAGGCAGAGUUAGAGGGAGAGACAUCUGCUGGUUCACUCCUCAAAUGACCACAACAGCCGGAACUGGGCCAGACUGAAAGCCAGGAGUCAGGAGCUUCUUUCGGGUCUCCCAUAUGGCUGUAGGGGCCCAAGCUCCUGGACUGUCUUCACUGCUUUCCCACGCAUUUGCAGGGAGCUGGAUCAAAAGUGGAGCAACUUGAACUGGUGCCCAUAUGGGAUGCCAGCGUUACAGGUGGUGGCUUAAUUCACUAUGCAACCAAUGCUGGCCCUGAGAGUGGAGAUGUUUAUUGAGUGAAUGAUGAUGCACAGCGAAUGAAUGGGUAAACCCAGAAGCCUAAGCACCAAAAAGAGUAAUAUUGUCCUGAAAACUACAAUAUAAGCCAUUUUGGCAUAUGGCAUUUACAGUAAAAAAGGGAAAAAAGAAGUUACACAACAGAAAAAGAUUAGGUAUCUAAAAAUGUUUUGAAAAAAUAAUUCAAAAGUUUACUUCUAUGCCGUUUUAAUUGGAUAUAUUACAUAAUUGCAAGGUUCAGUGAACAGUGGUUUCAAGUUAUUUGCCUGCUCUGAUUUGUGAAAGUUACUAAGUAAUUUGGCCAGGACUGUGGUAUUAGAGCAGUUAACCUAUAUAGUGAAAUAAAGAAUGCCACUUUUUCUUGUCCAAUGAACACAGAAAAAAAAGAAUUCCUUGUGUGUAUCCAGCCAAACUCUAAAUUGUGCACUUAAAGACAAUUCCAAGUAAGCAAGAUGCCAAAAAACUUUUCUUUCUCCUUUCCUUUUCUAAGGAAGAUACUGGAGGGUGUGCUAUCAAAAUGAGGGACUAGACCAAGCACGAGGAAGGCAUGAGUGCUGGGACCAGGGACUACAACUAGUGCUGCAGAAAUAGAGGCCCUGUGCUCAGUGCUUUGCUUGCCUCGGGAAGAAUGAGCCCCUGGUAACAUCUGAGGAAAGGAGCUGCCCCUCCUUUAUUCUGGUUCUAGUCACGAUGAACACCAUCAGCCCACGAGACCUUGCUGAGUGAGGAGUUGGACCAGGUUGUUGAGAACUCGGAGCAGGCAGACGAGCGGGACAAGGAGUCGGUCAAAAUCCAGAGUCCGGGCAUCUUACCAGGCCUGGACAGCGAGUCUGCCUCCAGCAGCAUCCGCUUCAGCAAGACCUGCCUGAAGAACGUCUUCUCAGUCCUGCUUAUCUUCAUCUACCUGCUGCUCAUGGCCGUGGCUGUCUUCCUGGUCUACCAGACCAUCACGGACUUUCGUGAGAAACUCAAGCACCCUGUCAUGUCCGUGUCCUACAAGGAGGUGGAUCGCUAUGAUGCCCCAGGUAUUGCCCUGUACCCUGGUCAGGCCCAGCUGCUCAGCUGUAAGCACCACUAUGAGGUCAUUCCACCUCUGAGAAACCCUGGCCAGCCAGGCGACAUGAACUGCACUACGCGGACGAUCAACUACACGGACCCUUUCUCCAAUCAGACCUUGAAGUCGGCCUUGAUUGUCCAGGGACCCCAGGAAGUGAAGAAGCGGGAGCUGGUUUUCCUGCAGUUUCGCCUGAACCAGAGUAGCGAGGACUUCAGCGCCAUCGACUACCUCCUCUUCUCAUCUUUCCGGGAGUUCCUGCAAAGCCCAGACAAGGUAGGCUUCAUGCAGGCCUGUGAGAGUGCCUAUUCCAGUUGGAAGUUCUCUGGGGGCUUCCGCACCUGGGUCAAGAUGUCGCUGGUGAAGACCAAGGAGGAGGAUGGGCGAGAAGCAGUGGAGUUCCGGCAGGAGAACCAUGGAAGCCAAGGUAAAGCCUUGGGUCUGGCACCAGUUUCAAGAGCUCGUGUACAUGAAAUUUUUGGCUCUCAGGAUGCUGGUGUGGGGAGAGCCCAGACGAGUGUGGUGAACUACAUUGACCAGCGGCCAGCCACUGAGAAAAGCGCUCAGCUGUUUUUUGUGGUCUUUGAGUGGAAAGAUCCUUUCAUCCAGAAGGUCCAAGACAUAAUCACUGCCAACCCUUGGAACACUAUCGCUCUUCUCUGUGGGGCCUUUUUGGCAUUGUUUAAAGCGGCAGAGUUUGCCAAACUGAGCGUGAAAUGGAUGAUUAAAAUUAGGAAGAGGUACCUUAAAAGAAGAGGUCAGGCAACAAACCACAUCAGCUGAAGUCGCCCUGUGAUGUUUGUGGAACCGCCCGUGUUCCUGGAAGCUCUCGUCACUUCCACCCUGCACACCGAGCUACCGGCGAGUCUCUGCCGCCUUGAAGAAAUGAGGCCCUGCUGGGAGGACCCCUGUCAAACUGCAACCUCCAACCCGGCCCCCAAGGAGGCUGAUUAGAGCCUAAUGGGAAAGACCCAAUGGUAACCUAAGAGCUAUUUAAGUAUUUAAAUUAUUCACGAACAUUUGAAAGAGCCGCCCAGUGACUUAGGCUCCAGGUUUGUGAAAGCCACCCUUCGUCCUUUGUGGCUCGCCGUGUAGUCAGUGCCCUGACACAGUGAUUACGGCUCUGCUCUUCACUUUAGGUUUUCCCCUGGACGGAGAGUGUGAUGAUUUCUUUUUUUUUUUUUAAACACAGAUCUUGUUGAGAUGGACGGGACGUGCUUUGAAACCUACGCAUUGUACAUAAGGGCAAAACACUUAAGACUUUCCUGCCUCUGGUGGGCUCUCUCCCCGUUUAAACAUAAAAUGAGACCUUAAAACUACUGGAAAGUGUAAUUAAAUUUCGUAUGGAUCGAUUAGUCA
Oryctolagus cuniculus (rabbit) is the source of this 4914-nucleotide messenger RNA. The record is from RefSeq and is a predicted model, not a curated record. NCBI's taxonomy places the organism in Eukaryota, Metazoa, Chordata, Mammalia, Lagomorpha, Leporidae.